Molecule: messenger RNA, 2521 nt
Organism: Harpia harpyja (harpy eagle)
Lineage: Eukaryota; Metazoa; Chordata; Aves; Accipitriformes; Accipitridae
Exons: 8
Coding region: 989-2521 (510 amino acids)
Biological process (GO): RNA processing
Cellular component (GO): nucleus
Molecular function (GO): mRNA binding
Source: RefSeq, a predicted model, not a curated record
CAUCCCUGACCUGCAGCUGGUCAGGAGAAUUGUGUCGCAGGUGGAAUUCCACCUCUCUGACGAGAACCUGGCCAAGGAUGCUUUCCUCCUGAAACAUGUCCAGAAGAACAAGAUGGGCUUCGUCAGCAUCAAACUGCUGACGUCCUUGAAGAAGUAUUUUUCAGGUGGGGGAAAAAGAACAAGUUGAUUCAGCCAAGCCGAGUGGGGACCAAGCUGCAGCUGCACCCACAGCCUCCUUGCGCCAGAUGGCAAAUGCAUUUGUGACUAUUGCCCAUGCUCCUGUUCGCUGCGUUGACCGGAGUGACGCAGAAAUAGGAAAAAGGACCUCGAGGGCGCAAAGGAAGGGCACGCAGUGUCGCUCGGUGGCACGCUUUCCCCCAGCCCUCGCUCCAGUAAUGCUGUCAGGUCUUUUAGUCUCCUGAUGGGAAAAGCAGCAGCUCUGGAUCCCCCUCGGAGGGGGCGGCGCUUUCCCUGGGUGCGUGACACCCAGGAGGAGACAGCACCCGCCGCCGUGUGCUCCCAGAAAAGGACUGGAUUCUGCACAACAUCCGAUGUCGGGGCGCUGGGGCUGUCUGUGCUCUAUGGGACCCCAGGGAUGGGGUUAGUACAUCCCCUCCUCAUGCUUGGAGGAUUCGGCGCUACCAAGGACACCCUGGUAGGAACACGGGCCUCUCGCUCCCGCUGUGUGAACAGUGUGUGGGCUGGGGGAGUCGGGACAACUGCUGUGAACCGGAGGCCUAAGAUCUCUCCUGGCCUGUAUCCUGUUAAUUAAAGAGAUUGCUCUCUGUUCGUGAGGCACCUCUGGCUGCAAGAUUGUGCGAGGCCAGGUACUGCGUAACUUGUGGCAGGGACCGAUGCUGGGGGCGUGAAGGCAAGUGCACUUCUAAAACCAUAAAACUUUAUUUCAUUUCAGAGCGCAGCUGAGCCAGCCCGCUCCUCAACACCCUGCCAUCUGCACCGCUGUGGCUGGGACCGGGCAGUGCUGCACAUGCCAAAGGCCACCAAGUCACACCCGUGUCCCUGCUGCUUUGCCGGGAGCUUCUGCGAUGCGAGCGAUGUUCUGGGGGCUGAUCUCUUGGACUGCAGCUACUCCAUGCCUGACCGGCAGCUGGUCAGGAGGGUUGCGUCCCAGGUGGAAUUCCACCUCUCUGACGAGAACCUGGCCAAGGAUGCUUUCCUCCUGAAACAUGUCCAGAAGAACAAGAUGGGCUUCGUCAGCAUCAAACUGCUGACGUCCUUGAAGAAGGUGGAAUACCUGACGCAUGACUGGUGGCUGACGCUCUACGCCCUGCAGUUCUCAGAGCUGCUGGAGGUGAACGAGGAGGGCACCAAAGUGAGGCGGUGGGUGAUAGCAUAUGUCCAUACAUUCUGUAUGGUAUGUCUACACUGCGCGCUGGUGCAGUACAAGAGCCUGGGGAGCGCUUCAGCCUUGAGGAGCCUUGAGGACCUCAGCCGCCAGAGCUGUCCGCGUGGCGAGAGCAUCAGGGUGGUCCGGCUCUGCGGGAAGGGCUCCGAGAAGACACCCGGGGCCGAGAGGGAGGUGGCAGACGAGCUGGUGGACCAGCCGGGUUGGAAAGCGCAGGCGGUGGCCGUGACCUUCCCCGACGGCCUCGGGGACUCCCUGCUCUGCAGCUCCCCGGAGUUGAACGGUGCCCAGGCGUUGCCACCCCUCCUCCUGCACAAGGACCCCUCGGCACCCUCCUGGCCCGGCAGCAACUUCAAGCCCAGCAAUUUCGGCAACGCCUUCACUGGAUUGCUCCUCGCCAGCAAAGUCUUCCCUUUGCUGGGGACAGGCUUGGGCACAGGCAGCUGCUACGGCCUCUGCUCCAGCACUGAGAGCACUCGUGGCUGCGGCUGGGGGAGUGGGGUGGGUGCCUGGGCACCCUGGCCCAGCAGCCCCUCUCCAGAUGCCAAACCUCUUGCCGGCAAUCCUCCGGCAGCGACGUGGGUGCCUGAGCCCCUCGGCCUGCGGGAUGCGGUGCUUUGCCUGCCCCACUGUUGUCCCAAAAGUGGGGUCGUUUACCCCGGUGUGCAAAAUGCCAAUAGAGACACAGAGCAGAAGUAUUUUAUUCCAAUUUAUGUUUACGCAAAGAUGGGGGCUAGGUGGGACUUGAGAUCCCGGGUAGCAGCCCCAGACUCAUCCAAGGAAGCUAUCCAAGGAAACUGUCUCCUCCGGGAUCAACCCAAGCCUCCUCCCAGUUAUCUCUCAGAGUCUUCUGACCUCUGCUUUUGGUACCGGAGAUCGCAGCUACCUGCCUCAGGCUCCUCCAAGUUAAAGCUCUGCCAAGGAGGCCCGCUAGCUCGUGAGCCAAGACCCCCUUCUCCCUUUGAGAAAGGCGAAUCCCAUCUGACACCAGCAGGCCUGGGGCCGUGCCGGCCACCCCAUUAUCGAAAAACCCAAAAGUCUGGGCUGGGGGUGGCGCGGCCCCUGGGCCGAGACCUGCCGCUCCGCUCCGCUCCGCUGCGGGCCGGGCCGGCUCCGGGGCAGCUCGCCUCGGCGCCCGACUGCCGGUUGCAGUGA